AUGGCUUUGGUCUGCCAGGCAAGUACAAAUUGCAUGAGAAACAAGAUAUCGUGGGCAGAAGUCACCAUUAAAACAGGUCAACUCAAGCUCCAGCAAGCCUCUGUCGCCGUCGUCGGCGCGGGCGGUCUCGGUUGCCCUGCUCUCCAGUAUCUAGCUGCCGCCGGUGUUGGUCGCAUAGGCAUCAUCGACCACGAUGUCGUAGAGAUCUCGAAUCUCCAGCGUCAGGUUCUGCAUACCGAGGCCCGAGUUGGUAUGCACAAAGUGCUGUCCGCUGCCAAAGCCAUCGAACAAAUCAACUCUCGCAUACGAGUAGAGCCCGUAACUUCCGCUCUAACAGCCAGCAACGCCCAGACCCUUCUUGCAGACUACGACAUCAUUUUGGAUUGCACCGACAACCUCCCAACCCGGUAUCUGCUGUCCGAUACAGCUGUGCAGCUGAACCGCCCGCUCGUCAGCGGCGCGGCACAGCAAUUUGACGGCCAACUGUGCAUCUACAAUCUAGGGCCUGGACAGGGACCAUGCUUCCGCUGCCUUUUCCCGAAACCCCCUGCACCCGAGAUGGCGGGCUCGUGCGAGGAGUUGGGCAUCCUCGGCGCGGUCACAGGCGUCAUCGGCACCUUGCAAGCUAUGGAAGCUAUCAAAUUAAUUACAGGUCUGCACGACGGGAGACCGACGCUUCUCAUGUAUUCCGCAUUAAGUGCGCUGCCCUUCCGCAAUAUCAAGCUUCGAGCACGACGACCGACAUGUCCCUCCUGCGGCACGGAAGACGAGAAGGUGGGAAAGAUUGGGGAGACUGAUUAUGUUGCGUUCUGUGGUGGCCAACGACCAGACUGGGUUGCUAGAGGGCUUGUAGAAGGACAUGAGAAUCUACGAAUACGCGCAAAGGAACUGAAGGACCUUUUGAUGACCGGACGGAGGGUCCGCAUCAUAGACUAUGAGAUGCCAUUUGAUACCGAGCAGUACGCGAUGUCGACUAACAUCCCCCGGUCAGAUAUUCCCUUAAAGGUAUUUGUUGCAAAUCCGGCAGCGCAUCUCAGUACCACGGAUGAGACAAGCGAGAAAGCAAUAGGGUGUUCGACUUUGAAUAAUGCAACGCUAGAGCUUACAGAAGAUACCUACCUAGUUUGUCGACUGGGAAACGAUUCUCAGAUCGCGGUGGAAGCUCUGAAAAGUGUGGGGAUGAAAGGUGUGAUUAAGGAUGUGAUAGGUGGACUCAGAGCUUGGGCGAAAGAAGUAGACGAGAUGUUUCCUGUAUACUAG
Fibroporia radiculosa is the source of this 1260-nucleotide messenger RNA. RefSeq lists its product as uncharacterized. Lineage: Eukaryota; Fungi; Basidiomycota; Agaricomycetes; Polyporales; Fibroporiaceae. The transcript has 6 exons. Bases 1 to 1260 code for a protein of 419 amino acids. Gene Ontology annotation, cellular component: cytoplasm. The record is from RefSeq and is a predicted model, not a curated record. Gene Ontology annotation, molecular function: ubiquitin-like modifier activating enzyme activity.